CUUCGUGGUCAUGCGUAAUCGGAAGUCAAGUAGAGGGGCAAUCUCUCGCGCUUCCGGGUAGUGUUAAUGCUUCUCUCUCGUCUAGCUCCAGUUUAACAAACAGAUAUCUCGGAAAGAAGUCCGUCGUGAGAAACAGUUUGGUGGUUACGUCGCUACCUUACAGGAUCAAGCAAGGGCGAGACAGUGAAUGGAAUAUGGAGUGUAUUCCACUUGCUGUUGAUGUGGAUUGUAAAAAGGAGCCACUUCUAGAAGACCCAGAGUAUAAUGUCUACACCCGGUUUAUGAAGUCUCAUCGGUGCUAUGACUUGGUCCCUACCAGCUCCAAGUUGGUUGUGUUCGAUACUUCACUGCAGGUAAAGAAGGCGUUUUUCGCUCUGGUGUCCAAUGGGGUGAGAGCAGCGCCACUCUGGGACAGUAAGAAGCAGUGUUUUGUAGGUAUGCUGACAAUCACAGACUUCAUCAUCAUCCUCCAUCGCUACUACAAGUCGCCUUUGGUGCAGAUAUAUGAGCUGGAGGAGCACAAGAUAGAGACGUGGAGAGAAGUCUACCUUCAAGACUCCUUCAAGCCCCUCGUCAGCAUAUCCCCUAACGCAAGUCUGUAUGAUGCAGUGUCUUCUCUGCUGAAGAAUAAGAUCCACAGACUUCCUGUGAUCGACCCUCUGACAGGGAACACCCUCUACAUCCUCACUCACAAGAGGAUCCUCAAAUUCCUCAAGCUCUUUAUAUCGGAGAUGGCAAAACCUGCCUUCUUAGGCCAGACUCUAGAGGAGCUGGGCAUCGGAACGUUCCAUAAGAUUGCAGUGGUGCGUUUUGACACACCCCUCUACACAGCACUGGGCAUCUUUGUGGACCAGAGAGUGUCUGCCCUGCCUGUCGUCGAUGACAAUGGACGAGUGGUGGACAUUUACUCAAAAUUCGAUGUCAUUAACCUAGCAGCAGAGAAGACGUACAACAACCUGGAUGUGACUGUGACCAAAGCCCUGCAGCACCGCUCUCAGAAUUUUGAGGGAGUGCUCACCUGCAGUACACACGACACACUGGAGUCCAUCAUCAACAGACUGGUGGAGGCAGAGGUGCACAGGCUGGUGGUGGUUGAUGAGCAGGAGGUGGUGAAGGGCAUCGUCUCUCUCUCAGACAUCCUCCAGGCACUGGUUCUCACUAAUGAAGAAGCAGACUAAGGAACUGCUUGAGGAAGUGAUAAAGGAAAGAUUCCCCCAAACAGAUCAGGAAGGAUAGAGAAGAUGAGGAUCCUGGAAGAGAGGGAGGAAGAGGAGUGACGUGAGAGAGGGGAAAGAUAAGAAUCUUCAACAUAUCCCGUCAUGUACAAAUGUACGUCUAGAACACAGGAGGACCUCUUUCUAUCUCUCUCUCUCCAUAAAAAUGUGAAGUCCCAUUGACUUUCUCAAUCAAGCAAUAUAGACACAUACAGUAACAAGGGACAUACAGGAACACUGUAAACCAAGCCAAAACCCAAGCAACCAAAAAGACCCAAACAAGAAACAGGUCCAGAAGUGGCCAAUGGAGUGGCGCUGUAUGUCCAUUCUGGGAAGCCAAACACAACCUCUGUAUGUGCAGGUGGUGGACCUAUACAGUACAGGAAUGAUGUGUAGUUAUAUGAAGGGGAUCAAUUUGCCACUUCUCAGACAAAUCCAUUCCCCACCUAUUCUCUCCCAUUUGGUCUGAAGAUACACUGGAGAGAGGAGUCAGUCACUUCCCACCCUGGCCCUAAACUGAGCAGCAUUCCUUUACCCAUCAUCCAUAGGUCUGGAAUCUCUAAAGCACGACUAGCCAGCCAAUCAUGGAUCACAGGUUAAUGAAUGUCACAGUGGAACUUGAAGAUAUAAAAAUCUACAAUGGAAACUCUGCUGCCUUGGUUACAGUAUGUGAAGUCUGGAAUGUCGGAGAUGGAACUGCUGUAGAAUAUUUAUGUAAAUGUAACAAAAUGUUUAAAAAAAUUUUGUGCUUGUUUGUCUUGACACACAUUUAUUUUGACCCAGAAGACUGGAGAAAUGGUUCAUGGUGUGGCAGUAACAUGGGGUUGUUUUUAGGGCUUGCUUAGCCUUGUUCUUCAAAAUCCUUCUAAAGCUACGUGAUAAAUUAUUUUGCCUUUUAAGUUUGACUCAUUUCCCAAUCCCAACAAGAUUUAUUUUAGAAAGUUUUCAACAACAUGUAGCGUGAGUGUGUGGAUUGAUCAUGAUGGAGUCGGUCACUUUUGCUUGUGAACCUUUUCUAGUCUCCUGAUUGGCUGUUGUAAGCGCUCCUGAGGUAGAUCAGUGAAGCAUUAGACAUGACCUUAUUGCCCUGGCUAUAUUCCAUUUUCUUUCAUCCUUGUUAUAGGAUCCAGUUUGAGCCUUUCAUUACUUCCAGCACUUUCCUUUUUCACAUUCCGAGGGCAAACCAAUCUCGAUGAAUGAAAAGGACUUCCUUGGGCCAUUGACUCAGUACAUUUUAAAAUUUUAUUUUUCAAAAUUGACUUUUAGUAUGAAUACGAUUUUUUUCUACUACUCAUGUGAAUUGAAGUUCUAAUUUAAUGCAUGAGCAAUACAUAUUAUUUAUCUUACAUGGGGUUGUGUUUUUCUGCAGUUUUCUGCCAUUCGUUUUGACAUGCACUUUUGAAUGUUUUGUCUUGGUGAAGCAGUAGGGUUGAUGUGUAACUGAGUGGGUGUAGGUCAGCGAGAGGUUGUGGGAUGAGCAGGAUGUGAUGUAACACUAUGGCCUAGAUUUAAUCAGAUCAAGCAUUAACCGGCGAUAGCCGACACCCCGCAUAGCUGAUGUGUCGGCGGUGUAACUGCGUUGGAGCUUUCAAAUCGUGAUCAUUGUCAAGAAGCCACACCCGUCUCACUCGCAUUAGAAUUUCCGAACGAGAACGUGUAGGCUAUAUAGAAAUGACGCUCAAAUUGAAAAUCAUUAAACAAAAUGAUUUUUAUCAACCUAAUCAAUGUAGAUUACAUCACAUAUUCCAGUGUCUGAACUUGUAAAAACGGCUGCAUGGGAUUUAUCUUAAUGCAACUGCCUUUAUGUUGCUGGACCCCAGGAAUAGUAGCUGCGGUCUUGGCAGCAGCUAAAUGGGAUCCUCAAAUACAAAUACAAACUGUGCAGCCAAUGGCAAUGUCCGCUUUAGGUAUAAUGCCGGGAGCCGCUUGUGGAUUUGACAGCUCUAACGCAGUUGCAUCUUCCACCGCCAAAACAACUGCUAUGCGGGUGUCGGCUAGCACGGAUCUGAUAGAAUACAGCCUGAAGUCAGGGUAAUGAGACUGCUGACCACACGUUUGUGAACAUGAAUCAGCAACUGUGGACGAAGCAUUAUUACAGGGAAUAGAGAGGGACAUUAAACUUUCCUUUUGAUUUGAAUGAGGGGUAGGAAGACAUAAUUAAGGUUGCAUCCGAAAAAUAUUGAAAGAUGCAUACACCAAAAUGAAUGAUUAGAAACAGUUUUUGCAUUAGAUGUACAUACUGGUGUGAGCAAAUAAACAGACAAAAAUAAUGUAAAACAGUUGUAUUUAUUACUAUAGGCUAUAUAAUAUUACCUAUAUACAAGAUUGGAUACUUGUCCUGAAAAGGUUUUCACUCGGUUUUAAAAGCUUAUUUUGAUUUCUUUGUCCAGAUGUCUGGACAGAGACCUGGGUGUUCUCAUGAUUCAUCGCUUCAUUAAACACUCCAUAGUUCAAUACAA
Coregonus clupeaformis (lake whitefish) is the source of this 3673-nucleotide messenger RNA. Its product is annotated as 5'-AMP-activated protein kinase subunit gamma-1. Lineage: Eukaryota; Metazoa; Chordata; Actinopteri; Salmoniformes; Salmonidae. Bases 195 to 1178 code for a protein of 327 amino acids. The transcript is spliced from 13 exons. The record is from RefSeq and is a predicted model, not a curated record.